Messenger RNA from Chenopodium quinoa (quinoa), 2340 nucleotides. RefSeq names its product biotin carboxylase 2, chloroplastic. The record is from RefSeq and is a predicted model, not a curated record. The transcript has 17 exons. NCBI's taxonomy places the organism in Eukaryota, Viridiplantae, Streptophyta, Magnoliopsida, Caryophyllales, Amaranthaceae. The coding region runs from base 199 to 1809 and encodes 536 amino acids. Gene Ontology annotation, molecular function: ATP binding; metal ion binding; ligase activity.
UCUUAUUCUCCCUACUUCUUAACAACUUCACCUCCCUCUUCUCUCUCUCUUCGAAUCUGCAACACCAACUUCAACUACUUCAAUUACUACAAAUUUUAGCAUCCAAUUUGCUAACUCAAAUUUCACAUUGGAGAGAUCUCUCAUUGUUCUUCGUUCAUUGACAUAUUCUCUUGUGUCUCAGGUAUUUGAUCGGUGAAUAUGGAUGCAUUUUUGGUUUGCAAAUCUGUAACUGUGCCAUCUACUACUAAACCUGGCCUAUGGAUGAACCAGACCAAAAGAAUCAGCAGUGCUCCAUCUAACUUGACGAUAGGGAGCCGGGUUAAUUUUCCUGGGCAGUCAGUUCAGGUUCUUAAGAUAAAUCGUAAAACUAGAAAGUGUGGUGGAGCUCUUGCAGCUACUUGUCGCAGUGAGAAAAUUUUGGUAGCUAAUAGAGGUGAGAUUGCAGUCCGUGUGAUCCGAACUGCUCACGAGAUGGGCAUUCCAUGUGUUGCAGUCUACUCAACCAUAGACAAGGAUGCACUCCAUGUGAAAAUCGCUGAUGAAUCUGUUUGCAUUGGUGAAGCUCCAAGUAAUCAAUCAUAUUUGGUGAUCCCCAAUGUUCUAUCUGCUGCUGUAAGCCGUGGAUGCAGUAUGUUGCAUCCUGGGUAUGGAUUUCUUGCUGAGAAUGCUGUUUUUGUUGAGAUGUGUAGAGAACAUGGAAUAAAUUUUAUUGGACCUAAUCCAGAUAGCAUCCGUGUCAUGGGUGACAAGUCAACUGCUAGAGAAACCAUGAAGAAGGCUGGUGUUCCAACUGUUCCAGGAAGUGAUGGAUUGUUACAGAGCACAGAUGAAGCAAUAAAGCUUGCUCAUGAAAUUGGCUUCCCUGUUAUGAUUAAGGCAACUGCAGGGGGUGGAGGCCGUGGGAUGCGUCUUGCUAAGGAGCCAGAUGAAUUCGUGAAGUUGCUGCAGCAAGCUAAGAGUGAGGCUGCAGCUGCAUUUGGAAAUGAUGGAGUAUAUUUGGAGAAGUACGUACAAAAUCCAAGGCAUAUUGAAUUCCAGGUUCUUGCAGAUAAAUAUGGAAAUGUUAUUCACUUUGGAGAGCGUGAUUGCAGUAUUCAGAGGAGAAACCAGAAGCUACUUGAAGAAGCACCUUCUCCUGCAUUGACUCCAGAGUUAAGGAAAGCCAUGGGUGAUGCUGCUGUUGCUGCAGCAGCAUCUAUAGGUUAUAUUGGUGUAGGAACAGUGGAAUUUCUUUUGGACGAAAGAGGUUCUUUCUACUUCAUGGAAAUGAACACCCGAAUCCAGGUUGAGCAUCCAGUGACAGAAAUGAUAUCGUCAGUUGACUUGAUUGAAGAACAAAUUCGAGUGGCUAUGGGAGAGAAACUCCGCUACAAACAGGAAGAUAUAGUGCUAAGUGGACAUUCAAUUGAAUGCCGAAUCAAUGCAGAAGAUGCAUUCAAAGGGUUCCGGCCUGGACCUGGAAAAAUUACUAGUUACUUGCCUGCUGGAGGACCGUUUGUGAGGAUGGAUAGCCAUGUUUAUCCCGGUUAUGUUGUUCCACCAAGUUAUGACUCUCUACUUGGCAAGCUGAUCGUCUGGGCUCCAACACGAGAGAAAGCAAUUGCACGUAUGAAGAGGGCUCUUGAUGAUACAAUUAUUACAGGGGUCCCCACAACUAUUGAAUACCAUAAACUAAUUCUUGAUAUUGAGGAUUUUAAAAAUGGAAAAGUAGAUACUGCUUUCAUCCCCAAGCAUGAACAGGAAUUGGCGGAGCCUCAAAAGAUUGUUUCUGCAACUCCUGCCAAAGAACUGACUGGUGCAACUGCCUAAAUACUGUUUCGGUUAGGCACUGAUCUAGCGCUUUACCUCCAUUGAAUCACCUCUUCUUUUUCGCAAUGAAUGAUCUUCUCCAAACAAGGCAACAAAAAGAGGCAGCAAAUUCAGCUGGAAGAACUUGGGCAUUUAACUCAAUAUAGUACCCUCCUUCCUAGGUCCCUGAAAAAAUAGAAAAGACUAUAUUGUAUGGAUAACUACAAAUUAUUUAUAAAAAGUUUGCGACAUUAUUAGCUCAUCACUAGUAUGUUUUCUUUUUAUAUGGGAGAUUGAUUAUGGAUUCUAAAUGAAGAUGAAGGUUCGAUGAGCACUUGGAGUUGAUGAAAAAUUUGCGUCUGAAGGUCUCAGUGCUGUCUGAGUUUAAUCAAUUAUUUAGUUUUAAUCUUCAUGGGAUUUUGCAUGUCGAGUGCUGUAUUUUUGCAUUACACAAUAUGUACUUAAUUUUUUUAGAUGUAACACUUUCCUAAUCUGAAAGUUAAGAAAUAGCGGCAAUGUUUUUAAUUGCGAAGAUCUGAAGUUUUACCCUUA